CUCUAAGUCCACCAGCCUCUGUCACAAAGACGGUGCUGGCUAAGCAGAGGCUUUCGGGCUCUGGUUUGUUUUCAGCUCUAAAAAAGCAAAAUCAAGGUGGAAGAAUACGGUGACACGGACUUGGGGGUAGGGAUGUUUUUCUGGUUGAGAGCAAGACUGGCCGAGAGCUGUAGUUGGUUACAAAAUACCAAAGUAUCCUAUGGUGAAAGUGUUAUUCUUCCUACCCAAGUGUGAGUUUCAACUGACGAAGCCUCACAAAUUACACCCUGAGACUGGACACUAGUUUUAUUCUUUCCAUCUCUGCUAGAUUCUGAGAAGUUGACAGGAAACACUGCCUGCCGCAUCCAGAGUGUGCUAACUAAAAUUGAGACGCAGCCAUUGCUCCAGUAAACUUUCAGGAAGGAAACAAGACAUCUGUGGUGCGCUAUGACUUUAGGAGCAAUGUCCAAAUUACAGUUCUUACCAAACUUCGUCAAAUGCAACACUCAACAUCCUUUCAAUCUGAAAUGAUCAUUAUCUGUUUUCAUGGAUCCUGUAACUAUAAAUGUCAGUGUUCUUCAACUUUAAGGAUCAAGCAACGAAUUUUAGUUAGUUUCCUAUCCAAUACUAUCUUGUCUUCGAGUCUUGAGUAAAAGUUCAGUCUAGAAUCUUCUAGCUGUUAGGUACCUUCAUCUGACUGUGCUUUCCUGUAGCAUGGCCUGGAAGAGGGUCAUGAUGGUUAUAGCUGACUUUAAUCGUUACCUUUUCCCACUCCUCAGACCGUAACUACCACCCAACCUCAGUUUAGGGUCUCACUAUAUCGCUCUGACUGUUUCGGAACUCAUUAUGGAGACCAGACUGGCCUCAAACGGACAGAGAUCUGCCGGACAUGGUUUUGUCUGCGUGUGGGAAAAUUGCGUCUCACUAUGGUCUAUUGGAGAUUUUGGGAAUUUGGAUUCUGACGGAGGGUUUGAAGGAGACCAUCAAUUGCUGUGCGAUAUCAGACAUCAUGGUGAUGUCAUGGAUUUGCAGUUUUUUGACCAGGAAAGAAUUGUAGCUGCUUCGUCAACGGGAUGUGUAACAGUGUUCCUUCACCAUCCAAAUAACCAGACCCUGUCCGUCAAUCAGCAGUGGCCGGCAGCUCACCACCACACAGGUCCCGGCAGUCCUUCCUACGGCAGUGCACCAUGUACAGGGAUCGUGUGUGACAACCCAGAGAUUGUCACUGUCGGAGAGGAUGGGCGAAUAAAUCUCUUCAGAGUCGAUCACAAGGAGGCCGUAAGAACGAUAGAUAAUGCGGACAGCAGUACACUGCAUGCUGUGACCUUCCUUCGAACUCCUGAGAUCGUUACAGUCAACUCAAUUGGACAGCUAAAAAUAUGGGAUUUCAGACAGCAGGGAAGUGAGCCCUGUCAGAUACUAUCACUGACUGGUGACCGAGUGCCGCUCCACUGUGUUGACAGACAUCCCAACCAGCAGCAUGUUGUAGCUACUGGUGGCCAGGACGGGAUGUUGAGUAUUUGGGAUGUUAGACAAGGCACCAUGCCCGUAUCUUUACUUAAGGCUCAUGAGGCUGAAAUGUGGGAGGUCCACUUCCACCCAUCCAACCCGGAUCAUCUGUUUACUUGUUCUGAAGAUGGAUCCCUCUGGCAUUGGGAUGCCUCCACAAAUGGACCCGAAAAGUCUUCUCUCUUUCACCAAGGAGGAAGAAGCAGUACUUUCCUAUCUCAUAGUAUAAGUAACCAGGCCAGUGUUCACCAGUCUCUAAUAAGUUCCUGGCUCAGCACAGAUCCUGCCAAAGACCGAAUUGAAAUCACAAGCUUGCUUCCCAGCAGGACUCUGUCUGUAAACAGUUUGGAUGUUUUAGGUCCCUGUCUUGUUUGUGGGACUGAUGCAGAAGCCAUUUAUGUUACCAGACAACUAUUUUCAUGAAAGUGAAAAAACCCAGUUAUCAAUUCCAUCGUGUGUAAAUUCUAUCAUAAGCAAGUGUGGUAUUUGCAAGGAAAUAGUAAACUGUUGUUAAUGGGGCA
Molecule: messenger RNA, 2009 nt
Organism: Peromyscus californicus insignis
Lineage: Eukaryota; Metazoa; Chordata; Mammalia; Rodentia; Cricetidae
Gene: Nup43
Product: nucleoporin 43
Exons: 9
Coding region: 826-1911 (361 amino acids)
Cellular component (GO): nuclear pore outer ring
Molecular function (GO): protein binding
Source: RefSeq, a predicted model, not a curated record